Monascus purpureus is the source of this 483-nucleotide messenger RNA. Lineage: Eukaryota; Fungi; Ascomycota; Eurotiomycetes; Eurotiales; Aspergillaceae. The record is from the annotation of a GenBank genome assembly.
AUGGUGUCGAGUAGUCUCGUCCGUCCUCUUCAGCUGGCCAAUAGGGCUAUGCAGUGGAUUUCCGCUGUCAUUGUCAUGUCCAUCACUUCAUACUUUAUCAACAGGAACCCUCAUGGCGAGCAUAUUAUCUACCAGGAAGUCAUUUCGACCAUGUCUGUUGCCUUCUUCCUCCUUGGUUUCAUCUCGCCGUUCCUGCCUAAGGUUCUCAGCAAGAUCGUUUUGGGACUUGAUAUCAUCUUCUCCUACCUAUGGUUGACUGCAUUCAUCUUCGCUGCCCAAGACUACAACUGGCAUAACUGCUAUGCCAAUGCUCCCCCGAACAUUGGCUGCGGCAGGAAGAAGGCCAACGAAGCUUUCAUCUUCCUUGCCUUCUUCUUCACACUCACCGCAAUCUUCCUUGAGAUUGCCGGCCUCUGGGCUGACAGGGACAGCGUCCCUACCCGUGAGAAGGGCAACGGCCACGAAGGUGCAGCUACCGCUUAA